AUGGCACGUCAAACACCAGCUCGUUCCACACGGGGUAGGGCUUCGCAGGGUCAACCGAAACGCGGGAGACAGGACCCCGAUGUCCCUGAUGUGUAUCAUGAACUGUUGGAGGAAGCUGAAGCCCGAGAUCCAGAGCAAUUUGCAUUGGAUAGACCGGUCAAGAGGCGAAAGGUCGGCGACCUGAAAGCCAUCCCUGUUGAUUCGCAGCCUCCUGGCAACCCACCUGAGAACACAGGAGCAAGUGAACAUUUACCCCCACAAGUUCAGACCAUCUAUGACUCAUCUGGAUCAGAGGAGUCUGAUGUAGAAUGGGAAGAUGUCGAAAUAUCACAACCUCAACCUUUUCCGCAAGGGCCUUAUGCGCAGAAGGACGAUGAUGAGAUGCUUCAGAUUACACUUACAGAAGAACCCCAGAAGCGACAAAAUGUUGUCCAAAGGAGGAAACCCUUGACCGGCGCCGAGAAAAAACUCAGAUUGGAUGUGCAUAAAGCUCAUCUUCUUUGUCUUCUUGGUCACGUUAACUUGCGCAACCUGUGGUGUAAUGAUGAAGAACUUCAGGUUAGUGGCAAUGCGUUUGGUGGCCCCUUAUUCUGUGUUUCUGACAACUUACAGGGCUUUGUCAAAAAGAUGUUACCUAAGAAAGUGAUCACCCUCCUACAUCCAGAUGAACAUAAGCCGCAUUACAUCAGAUCUACCACUUUCAUGGAUGGAUUGAACCAGGCUGGUGACGCUUUUGCGCGCAGGUUUCGAGUGACGAAGCCGGGGAUGAAAAGAGCGCACUGGGCCGAAGAUGAAACUCGGUUGAAGGAGAAAUUGGAAUCAGUAAUAUCGGGCGCCGAGGUGUUUCUAUCCAGAGCGGACUUCCGAGCGCAGGCGAAGACGAUGCAAGGCUCCCGAGACUUUGGAGCACAGCUCUUUUGUGCUUUGCUGCGUGCAGUGGCCAUCGAAGCCAGGCUUGUCUGCUCGCUGCAACCGCUGCCAUUCUCUGGCACCGUGAAGGAUAUGACGCCAUCCAAACCAAAACCCCAGCCCAUAAUUAUAUCUUCGGAUGAACCUGGAUCCUCAACAGACGAACAUCCCCCCAAGAAAUCACCCGUUACUCCAAGGACCCGGCGAAUCGGGCAACCGAAGUUUGCUCCUUCUCGUCCCCCCAAGCCGCAGUCUCAUUCGGUUCCUUAUCAAACAUCCAAGGACUCGCCAUAUCCCGUGUUUUGGGUUGAAGCGUUUAACGAAGCCGCGAAAAAAUGGGUAGCAAUUGACCCCGUUGUGACCAAAUCGCUCGCCAAACCAUCCAAAUUCGAACCUCCCGCAAGCGACCCGACCAACCUAAUGAAUUAUGUGGUUGGGUUCGAAGAUGAUGCCUCUGCACGGGAUGUCACUCGUCGGUACGUGAAGGCGUUCAAUGCGAAGACUCGAAAGCUCCGAGUUGAAGGCACGCGACAUGGUCAAGAGUGGUGGGAUAGGGUAUUAAAAACCUAUGAGAAGCCCUUCUUUGAGGACCGUGAUGAGGCGGAAAUCAGCGAACUUACCUCCAAAGCUGCGGCUGAACCAAUGCCACGCAGUAUACAGGACUUCAAAGACCAUCCUGUUUACGCACUUGAGCGACAGAUUCGUCGCAAUGAAGUGAUUCAUCCCAAACGGGUGAUUGGGCAUGUUGGUCUGGGAAAAUCCAGCACCAGAAGUGAGAAAUCAGAACCAGUCUACCGUCGCGCCGAUGUCCACGUUGUGCGAAGUGCCGAUAAGUGGUAUCGUCUGGGCCGAGAUGUGAAAGUUGGCGAGCAGCCUCUCAAGCGUGUCCCGGCAGCUCGAGGUCAAGGUCGGGAAAUCAGUGACGAAGAAGACGAUGAGCCGGCAGAGACUACAUUGUAUGCCGAGUCUCAGACGCAAGUAUAUGUGCCGCCACCUGUGGUGAAUGGAAGGAUACCCAAGAAUGCAUAUGGAAACCUCGAUAUUUAUGUCCCCAGCAUGGUCCCGCCCGGCGGAGUUCAUAUCAAGCGACCUGAGGCAGUGAAAGCUGCUCGGAUUCUGGGUAUCGACUAUGCUGAUGCUGUCACCGGGUUCGACUUCAAGGGUCGCCGAGGCACUGCGGUACUGAAGGGUAUCAUUGUUGCGACUGAGUACCAAGAAGCCCUGGAAGACGUCAUCGAAGGACUCGAGGAUGAGAGACGACUUGCGGCACUUGAGGCUAGAUCGGAAGAAGCUCUUCGAUUCUGGCGACUUUUCUUGGUCAAGCUCAGGAUUGCAGAGAGAGUCAAAGAAUAUGCGGGUGACGACGAGGAAAAGGAUGUUGAGGAGAUUGAAGAAGAAAUGAAUGUUGAAGAUUCUGGCGGUGGUUUCUUUGCUGAGGCAGAUGAGCCGACACGCAGCCCACCUCUGCGACUUUCUGGCAAGGGCAAGUUGGCACAAGGUCGAGAAUACCCGGAGUUCGAUUCGGAAAGUGGUCCGCUCUCAGGCGAUGAGAAUGAUACCGGAGGGGGAUUCUUCGCUGAUGAUGACAUGGAGGACGAACCACUCGAGACUGUCACGGAGCCUCCCAACACUGCAGAACCUGCCAUAAUCCCGCCAACAAGCAACAAAAGCCCCGUCAAGUCGAAAAUACCACACCGACCACAGUAUUCCCUCGUGGUUGUUCCAAACAAUCCAUCCAACUCGGAGACCUACCCCCAAUCCGCGGUGGAGAAACAAAAACAGGAAGAGAUGCCAGGAUCAUCUGAAAAUGUCCCUAUCGCACUGGACUCAUCCACGAAUGGUGGCUCCAAGUCUGCUAGCGUGAUGACCAUUUCCCGGCCUCCGACUCCAGUGCAAGAUCGAAGGCAGCCCUCGGUGCCCAACCACGAAUCCGAUAGUGAGAUUGACAAGGGCUCAUUGCUUUCCGAAGAUCCAGAUGACGAGGAUGCAAUCCCGGAAUGGCUCAUGUCAGAUGAGGAUUAG
Molecule: messenger RNA, 2931 nt
Organism: Penicillium olsonii
Lineage: Eukaryota; Fungi; Ascomycota; Eurotiomycetes; Eurotiales; Aspergillaceae
Source: the annotation of a GenBank genome assembly